Molecule: messenger RNA, 966 nt
Organism: Zasmidium cellare ATCC 36951
Lineage: Eukaryota; Fungi; Ascomycota; Dothideomycetes; Mycosphaerellales; Mycosphaerellaceae
Exons: 1
Coding region: 1-966 (321 amino acids)
Molecular function (GO): S-adenosylmethionine-dependent methyltransferase activity
Source: RefSeq, a predicted model, not a curated record
AUGUCGACCACAUCACAGACUCACCACGCGCACUCAUACUACGACCAAAAGGAUGAGUUUUGGCAGAAGUAUCGCAAAGGCAGGCCUGUACCACCACCAUCUUUCUAUUCGAAGGUCCUCGACUACCAUCGAGAGCACGGAGGUCAUUUCGGAACAAUUCACGACGUAGGAGCAGGCCCGGGUAUCCACACGGCGAAGAUCUCAGAGCCUUUCGAGAAAGUCCUCGUCUCUGACAUCGCCGAAUCGAACGUUGAGAUGGCACAGUCGCAUCUCAAAGGCUAUGAUAAACCCAUCACCUUCCACACAUCGAAACUCGAGGAUGCCGAUUGGAUCACCCGUGAAAGCGUGGAUCUGGUAUUUGCAGCUACUGUCAUGCACUUGACGGACUUGGACAAGGCUAUGGACGCAUUCAAUCGUCAGCUCAAACCUGGUGGGACGCUCGCCAUUGCCGUCAUGGGCUACUCGGCAUGGUUCAACAAGAAGUUGCAAGAUGCCUGGGGCGGCAUGUUCCGGAAAGCUUGCGAUAUCCACUGGAUCCAGCCGAGAUUGAAGUAUGAUGAGGCUACGAGGAAAACAAGCAUGAGCGUGAUUGCAUGUAGUGCGAGUGAGUACGAUGCGGUGCCCCUGCCCACGAGCUUUCUCGAAGAAGGGGCGUUGAGGUACAAAGUGAAUUUUCCGGACGGUUGGAGUUGGUACAAAGCUCAUAUCAGUGACGAGAACGAGAAGUACGUGCCGCGGUGGAGUCAGGUCGGAGAGACUGAUAAGGUGGUGCACGAGGAGGAGGCGGGCUGGGACAUUGAAGUGGACUUUGCUGGGUUGAAGGAGAUUGCGGAUUCCUUUCCCACCAUGACUGACCGUGAGAAGUGGGGAGAGUACUGGCAGGUCUUUGACGAGAUUUUCAAGGAUGACGGGAAAGUCAAAGGUGUUUGGCCUCAUGUAAUGCUUCUUGCGACGAAGAAAAAAUAA